Molecule: messenger RNA, 2052 nt
Organism: Penicillium diatomitis
Lineage: Eukaryota; Fungi; Ascomycota; Eurotiomycetes; Eurotiales; Aspergillaceae
Exons: 2
Coding region: 1-2052 (683 amino acids)
Source: RefSeq, a predicted model, not a curated record
AUGUCCGCGCACAACAGCCAUCACCAUCAAACAUCUUCCUCUGCCGACGUCGCUGCUCAAUCAAGCGCAAACCUCUCGAUUGACCCCAAUACCGCAUACACCCCCAGCGACAACCAGCUCGCGGGCUUAGUUGAAGCCGCGACAGCGGCCGCCGGUCAAGAUGUGUCCCCUCAUUGGGCUGCUGCUGUCGCAACAGCUGCUGGUGAAGCGAGCCACCACCAAUUAGAUACAUAUGGGUCAGAUAUGCAUCUUGGCGAUGAAAGCUUCAACGAGACCAAUUUUGCGGGUGGCUUGAGCAAUGCUCGUCACUUACGGGUGCAGAACGAUCACGCGCAGGGGCCUGGACUCUCGCGAACCGUUUCGAAGAAGCGGAAGCGCAACGAGGACAACCUCGAUCCUGCGCUUGCUGGUGCCGGGAUGUCUGGGUCGCAACAGCAACAACAGGUCCAUCAACCCACACAGCACAGUCAUCAACCCUAUUCCAGUGGUAAUUUCAUCGUUCGCCCCGUUCCUCCUCAGGCACUCGCUGAUGCACGUUCAGUUGGUGUACAUUCUGCUGCGGCGCUGUUCCGGCAACCAUCCGAGAACAAAAAGUAUACGCGACCACCGAUGUCAAAGUUGUUUACAUCAUUAGAACUGUCGCCAGAGAAUUUCCUCCAUCUUCAGGCUGCGGCCAAGGCGUUCAUGUUAAACGACGAACACCCCGAACGGCGCGAUUGUGUUGGCCAACGAGGAAAAGGCGACACCGAAAUGGUGAAAUUGCGCCUUUGGAAUUGCGUCCGACAAUUUCUUGACGAUGAGGGGAAUGGCGAGCGUUUCUUCGGAGAGAACGUGGUGAAUGAGGGACUUGGGCCUCGUGAAUUUGUCUGGCCCCGAGAUCAACAAAAGAUCAUCCUUUUGGUCAUUCCGCUCUUGCGGAGGAUGGUCACAAACGAGCGCCAGCGCCAAUACGCCGUCGAAACGCGGAAGGGUGGCGGCGGGGAUGAGCGUCGGCGACGGAAAACAAGUGAGAACCUUCAAGAGAUCUCUUCCACCACCUCCAUCCCGGCCCAGUUUGCUCCCGAGCAGCAGUUGCAACAUCUACACGCUCAAGCGCAGCCAAUGCAUUCUGCUCAUGCGGCUCCGCCUCUCACUGGGCCCACCCAAGCAAAUCAAGGUGCCCAAGAUCAGAUUGAAUCUGGCCAGAUUAUGGAUGUGGGGCUCAACGACCUGCUCUUGGACGGAUACACCGUCGACUGGAACGACAUGGCCCGCUCUUAUGAUAUUUUUAACCAAAACUACGAGUUGGACAACCUCUGGUCUGUCUCUGGCCUCGACCAACCUGAGUGGCGAGGGCUCGUCGCGGCUGUUGACAGCCAUUACCAAGUCGUUCAUCGAGGUGAUUUCGACUGUCCCCCGGCUUGCGAGGAUGCAAACAUCUCCCGCAUUGUUCACGCUGACGCGACCGCAAACCUGUCCUGGCGUGUUGGGGGUGCUCGUAACCCGCCAGCUCGAGAUGCAUUUGUCAACGGCAUUACUCGUGAUGUUUCGCGUGUUAUUCGAGAAUCGUUAGCCAGUCGCAAUGGAGAUCAUUCCGCGACCCAGUUACCAGCUGGUCCUGACCAGCACUUCCAAACACAGCCUUCCUUCGUUGCAUCGAACGAAGUGAAACCAAAUGGCGCCACGGCGUUACCGCCAUCGCAUCACGCAUCUCACACCCAAAUCACCCUUCACAUCAACGUGCUCCACCGGGGGAAGCGUAUUCUUCCCCGGCUUGAUCUCCCGGCUGGGCAGUGCCCCAAUGUAGACAUGAUCAAGGAGUCUGUCAUCCGACGCUACCACAACCAGAUUCCAGGCCUUCCUGUGCUCCAAGGAGCAGACGGGGUUGACCAGCAAGUCCGGGAUAUGGCUGGAGCCGUCAGUUGGAGUGUCAAAGCCCUCUUGUCUGAUGGACUCGUCUCCAUUCAGAGCGAGAAAGACUGGGCAUUCGCUCUGCUGUCAGUAGAUACCGUGGAUUGGAUGGAUGGCGACUUGAAAAUUCUUAUUGGCGUUGACGGCGAUAAUACCCAGUAG